CUAGUAGCCCUGGAAAUGGAAUGUCCACUGCAGGGGAAGCCUGCCAGCCCGGGGCCCCCCAUCCCAUCGAUGGGCGUGUACAGUGCCCUGUCUCCGUCCCUGGCACAGUGGAUCCGCCUCCUGAUUGUGUGGCGUCACCACCUACCUCCAGCUCCCCCAAAUAAUGCCCGCUCAGCUCUCGACCGACCCGUCCAUGGAAGCUCCCUCGGUCCCUCUGCCUCUCGUUCGAGUUGCUUGACCACCGCAGCUAGGACGGAGACUUUGCCAGCCCAAAGCUUGCAACGGCUUCUCCUUGCGCCAUGCGGAUUGUUCCAACCCGCCUGCUCUCCUCCACGCAGUCGUCCCGCUGCAAUUCCAGAAGCCAGAGCCCGAUGCGUUCCAAGAACGACACUGCGGGGCUGCCCGCCCCGGACGCUGCCAAUGCGCUCACCCUCAAGGUGGUCAUCAUGAAGGCGCGGAACCUGGCCGCCAAAGACCGCAACGGCACGUCUGAUCCGGUACGUGAGCAUCGACGCCACCGUCCCUUUGCGACGUCGAGAACAUAGGCACGUGGGCAUUGGAGGACGCCGUGCUGACGACCAUUUCGCAGUACCUCGUCGUCACCUCUGGCGACUCCCGCAUCGAGACGCACGCUGUGCCCAAGACGCUCAAUCCCGACUGGAACGUCAUCGAGGAGCUGCCCGUCAACUCGGUUCAGAGCCUCGUCCUCGACGUCAUCUGCUGGGACAAAGACCGUUUCGGCAAGGACUACAUGGGCGAGUUCGACUUGGCUCUCGAGGAGAUAUUCCAGGGCGAGAAGGCCGAGCAGCCGCCGCGAUGGUACCCUCUCAAGAGCAAGCGCCCGGGCAAGAAGACGGGCGUCGUCUCAGGCGAGGUCAUGCUCCAGUUCUCCCUCUUUGACCCCUCCAACCCAGGCGCAUCCCCGCAGCAAAUCUUCGAGAAGCUGUACAACAUCAUCGGCUCCAUGCCCAUGGGCUCCUCGCGCCAGCCCACGCCUUCCAUGACCCCUCUCUUGACCCCGACGUCCAUACCCAAAUCAGUCCCCGCCUCGGCGUCCUCACCAGAUGAGGCCGCCGACGAAGAGGACGACGAGGACCUCACGGAGUUCGAAGACGAGGUCAACGAAGAAGGCGAGGACCCUAGCAAACCCGAGACAGCCGAGAGGCGGCGCCGGCGCCUGAGGAUCAGGGGCCUGAAGAGGCGACGGCGACAGAAUCCGUAUGCCUUCAACAACGGCUACUCGGACGUGGUCGGCAUCAUCUUCCUCGAGGUCUGCAAAAUCACCGACCUGCCACCCGAGUCCAACUUGACCAGGACCAGCUUUGACAUGGAUCCCUUUGUCGUGGCCUCGCUUGGUAAAAAGACGUACCGUACCCGGCGUGUCCGCCACAACCUGAACCCCGUUUAUAAUGAAAAGAUGAUAUUUCACGUCCAGGGACACGAGCAGGCAUAUUCAUUUUCCUUCACCGUCAUUGACCACGACAGGUACUCCGGAAACGACUUUAUCGCGUCCUGUACCCUUCCAGUCCCGGAGUUGAUCGAAAAGGCUCCCAAGGCCGAUCCGGAAACCGGACUCUACAUGCUGCGGGACCCCCCCGCGGGCACUCCACCGGCUGCCUCCAAGUCUCGCCUCAAGAGGCUCGGGAUGUCUCGUUCCUCGUCUUCCCAGAGUUUGGGUAAGAUGAUGCGGCCUGGCCUGUCCAAGACAUUGUCCAACACCAGCACGGCCUCACAGAACGCCCCUCUUGACCCAAGUCAGGCCCUGUCCACCAGCCACGCCCUCCUCGCCCCGGCGGAUGCACUUGCUAAUACAAGUAUUGAGAAUACAGAGCCGGCGAUGGAGACGGACGACCCUGACUUCCAUGACUACGUGGUGCCGUUGAAGAUGAAGAACCUGGACAAGUGGGAAUCCAAGCACAACCCCGUCCUGUACCUUCGAGCCAAGUACAUGCCGUAUUCGGCAUUGAGACAACAAUUCUGGCGCGCCAUGCUGAGACAAUACGACACCGACGAGAGCGGCGAGAUCAGCCGCGUCGAGCUGACGACCAUGCUCGACACUCUCGGGUCGACGUUGCGCGAGUCUACCAUUGACAGCUUUUUCCAGCGCUUCCCCCACAAGGCCGCCGACAAUGAGGAGACGUGGGACCUGACCAUGGACGAGGCCGUUACCUGCCUGGAGGACCAGCUGGACGCUAAGAGCAAGCAGUCGUCCUCGGUCGGGGACAAACUUAAGAGCAUGGUCCCGGACAUGAAGCAGCUCGGCUUGCACAACAAGCAGGCCUCGAGCUCCGACGGCUCGGGUGCGUCGACGCCGCAAAUCUCGCUGGACUCUCAGCCGAGCGCCACGAUCCCGGAAAUCAACACUCCGCUCGAGGCGGAGGGCGAGGAUGAUAGCGACGAUCGCGGAGAAGAGCACGUCGUUGAGAUCCGCGAGUGUCCCAUCUGUCACCAGCCACGACUCAACAAGCGAAGCGACACAGACAUCAUCACCCAUAUUGCUACUUGCGCCAGCCAAGAUUGGAGGCAGGUCAAUACGGUGCUGAUGGGCGGCUUCGUAACGGCGAGCCAGGCGCAGCGCAAGUGGUACUCCAAGGUCAUCACCAAGAUAUCGUACGGCGGCUACAAGCUCGGAGCCAAUUCGGCCAACAUCCUGGUGCAGGACCGCGUCACCGGCCAGAUCAACGAGGAGAAGAUGAGCGUCUACGUCCGCCUCGGUAUCCGCCUCCUGUACAAGGGCCUCAAGUCACGCGACAUGGAGAACAAGCGAAUCCGCAAGAUGCUCAAGAACCUUAGCAUCAAGCAAGGCAGAAAGUUCGAUGACCCUGCCUCCAAGGAUGAGAUUGAGAAGUUUAUCGACUUCCACGGCCUCGACAUGUCUGAGGUGCUGCUGUCGAUUGAUGAGUUUAAGAACUUCAACGAGUUCUUCUAUCGCGCUCUCAAGCCCGGGGCGAGGCCUUGCUCGGCACCCCAAAACCCCAAGAUCAUCGUGUCGCCUGCCGACUGCCGGAGUGUCGUGUUCAAUCAGAUGACGCAAGCGACCAAGAUUUGGGUCAAGGGCCGCGAGUUCAACGUCAAGAGGCUCCUCGGCGACGCAUACCCGGCCGAUGCCGCGCGAUACGAGAACGGAGCACUGGGCAUUUUCCGACUGGCACCGCAGGACUACCAUCGGUUCCACAUCCCGGUGGACGGCGUCAUGGGCAAGCCCAAGACAAUCGCGGGUGAGUACUACACGGUGAAUCCGAUGGCGAUCCGGUCCGCGCUGGACGUGUACGGUGAAAACGUGCGCGUGAUUGUGCCCAUCGAUAGCGUGGAGCACGGCCGCGUCAUGGUGAUUUGCGUGGGUGCGAUGAUGGUGGGCAGCACAGUCAUCACCCGUAACGAGGGUGAGCAGGUCAAACGGGCCGAGGAGCUCGGAUACUUCAAGUUUGGCGGCAGCACGGUGCUGCUUCUGUUUGAGCCGGGCAAGAUGCAGUUCGACAACGAUCUUGUGGACAACUCGAACAGCCCCUUGGAGACCCUAAUCCGAGUGGGCAUGUCGAUUGGACACUCUCCUAGCGAGCCACAGUGGAGGUCAGACAUGCGCAAGAGCGACGAGAACAUUACAGAGGCGGACAAGAAGGAGGCGAAGCGACGCAUUCAGGGCAACUUUUCGAUGGACUCGCCCGGCGACAGCGGGUCUGACGACGGGCAGCUGUCGAUGCCACGGCGGAUGUCGACGGUGCCCACGGUCAACACGCUGGCGGCGUCGGCAUUGUAAGAGGGCACAAGACGGGCGCGCACAUUGGCAUUUGUUUUGAGCGAGGAAAGCGAAGUGUCAGGAGGCCGGGGUUCAGUAGCAUUAUGGCGACGUGGAACCCCGGGUUAAUUCAUCAUUUGGGCCAAGCUGGCCAGGAGGUAAAUGCAUGCUAGGUGUGUACAAGUGUCUGAAGCCUGGUGCCGUAUCGCCGAUGGGUGGCUUCGCCAGCGUUGGGUCAGUCGCGCAUAUGGUGCACCAACGUCGAGCAACUCGGAGGAUGCCAUUCUCGACAAAGACAUGAAAUAAC
This is a messenger RNA of Purpureocillium takamizusanense, 4043 nucleotides long. RefSeq names its product Phosphatidylserine decarboxylase (gene PSD2). The record is from RefSeq and is a predicted model, not a curated record. Lineage: Eukaryota; Fungi; Ascomycota; Sordariomycetes; Hypocreales; Ophiocordycipitaceae. The coding region runs from base 752 to 3757 and encodes 1001 amino acids. Gene Ontology annotation, biological process: phospholipid biosynthetic process. The transcript is spliced from 4 exons. Gene Ontology annotation, molecular function: calcium ion binding; phosphatidylserine decarboxylase activity.